This is a messenger RNA of Salmo salar (Atlantic salmon), 6651 nucleotides long. Its product is annotated as fibrinogen C domain-containing protein 1. The record is from RefSeq and is a predicted model, not a curated record. NCBI's taxonomy places the organism in Eukaryota, Metazoa, Chordata, Actinopteri, Salmoniformes, Salmonidae.
UUCUGUUAUCUUUUCGCAUUUUGGUUUCUGCAGAGUGAAGGAGUCUCGAGGGCCAGGAAAAGCAGUGUAGGGGGUAGGCGGCACAGCUCGAGCUGUGCGGUGGCAGAGUCAGUGACAGAGGUACAGCAGCAGCCAGCUGCGCAUGGAGGGCACAGCAGAACAGAACCGGAGCCUGGGUGGAACGUGCCGCGCGCAUGACAGCUUCAAAGGAACGCAGCGCCGCGCGGCAGCACACAAAUUGAGCCCGCUAAUCUGGCCCCUGCACCGCUCUUGUCAAAAGCAUCUGUGUGAAAUAACCCUCCUCGUGCAGAUCAGCUCCUAAACUAGGGCAGGCUUUAUCCCUCAUCUGUUCCGCGGCGCCGCCGACCGGAGCCUCAUAGUCAGCAGUGGAUAGUGCAGGAAUGAAGUGGACUGCAUAGCAAGAGAUCAGGCGAUAGGCUACUGCACAUUGGCUUUCUCCUUUUCACUCAAAACGUGACACAGUCUGGAAUUAACUAACCAGACGUUUUUUUUUAUUAUUUUUUACUAUUUCAUCAAUACUGAGGAUAACACCUAGUUUGCACUUCCUGAACGAUUGGAGACCGCAAAGGAGAUUUUUUUCCCCAGACAAAUUUAUUUGGAUGACCGGCUUUCCAAGUGGCUUUUUUAUUGGAUUCUCUACUACUUGGACUUUAAUCUCAGAAUCUCUGAUUGUUAUCCGUUGUUGCAUGUAGAGGGUAACGGUAAAAAAUAAAAAAAAAACAGAAGAAAAUCCGAGGAAUCGAAGUUCAGUUCUGUAAGUACGUUACAUAUGAGUUGACUAUGUAUAGUUCCCCGCCACUCCUGCUAGAACCGUAGCCAGCCCCUGUGGUCGAGAAGUUGUUUAGCUUCUCUCUCCCUCUGUGCGCGAACACUUAGAGCUAACACCCCUUUCUAUGUAGUAGAUCGCCUGGAAAGAUACAAAAAAUAGAGCGUUCUCCUUCACCCCCGCCUCGUACCAACAGGCGGUUCUGGUCUAAAGGUUCUCCAGAGAACGGUAAAUGGCCGAUGGGGAAUCAUGAACAGCACUUUGGAACUCGAAGAUGGACCACGGCAUAAAAACCAGACAUUCUGUGAGUGUGUACCCAGCUCCUCCCAGAUCAAACACCGCUGGUCAGACUCAGACACAGUCAGAGAGACCCCCUCACCCACCAAGAGGAUGAGCUGCAGCUACCUUCUGUGCACCAUCCUCCUGUUCGUAGCCGUCCUACUCGCCGUCACGGUAACCGGCACCAUCCUCUUCAUGAACCACAACCAGGCCCCGCCCAUGUCCGACGGCCCUCCCCACAUCUCCACCAAUCAGGACGAGGCCAACGCCCUGGUCACUGUGGAGAGGGGCGACGGCUCGCGCAUCAACAUAUUUAUUGACCCCAACUGUCCUGACUACAAUGGGAACUUCCUGCGUCUGGAGGGGGUGCAGACGUCGCUUCUCCACUCGCUGACCGACCACGACACCGACCUGAAGUCCGUCAAAGGUCAAGACCGGGCACUGCUGGUCAAUCUAGCUGAAGAGGUGGCCAAACUGUCGGCCCAUGCUGGUCAGCUGAAAAUGGACUACGAGUCUCUGAGACGAGGCCAGGGGAGUCUGGGACAGGACCUGAACACACUGCAGACAGAGCAAGGACGCCUCAUACAGCUGCUGUCCGACUGCCAGAUCAACAUGGUGAAGGUGGUGAACUCUGUAAGCGAUGCUCUCAACUCCAUGCAGAAGGAGACAGGAGGGCUGAAGGCUCGUGUCAAGGCUGACCUACAGCGGGCACCGGUCAGAGGCGCUCGCCUCAAAGGCUGUGCCAACGGCUCUCGUCCUCGUGACUGUGGUGAUCUGUAUGCUAACGGGCAGAGGGAGGAUGGCAUCUACUCUGUGUUUCCCACUCACUACCCCUCCGGCUUCCAGGUCUACUGUGACAUGACCACGGACGGAGGGGGCUGGACGGUGAUCCAGCGCAGGGAAGAUGGCUCAGUCAACUUCUUUAGAGGAUGGGACUCCUACCGCGAGGGAUUUGGAAAAAUCACUGGAGAACACUGGCUCGGGUUGAAGCAGAUCCAUGCUCUCUCCAUCCAGGGCAACUAUGAGUUGAGGAUUGACCUGGAGGACUUUGACAACAGUACAGCCUACGCUCAGUAUGGGAUGUUUGGAGUUGGCCUGUUCUCUGUGGACCCUGACGAUGAUGGAUAUCCACUGACCGUUGGAGAUUACUCCGGAAACGCAGGCGAUGCUCUGCUAAAGCACAACGGAAUGAAGUUCACCACCAAAGACAAGGACAACGACCACUCAGAGAACAACUGUGCCUCCUUCUACCACGGUGCCUGGUGGUACCGUAACUGCCACACGUCUAACCUGAAUGGACAGUACCUCCGCGGGCAGCACACCUCCUAUGCCGACGGCAUCGAGUGGUCCACCUGGACCGGCUGGCAGUACUCCCUCAAGUUCUCCGAGAUGAAGAUACGGCCCACUCGCGACGAGAGCAAAUGAGAAAAAUUAGGGAAUAAAAGAAGAAAAAGAGAGGAAAGGAAUUUGAAGGAAGAAGGUGCUCAUAAGAAAAAAUAUAAAACCCCACACUCAAAAAGACAGCUAUAGGCUGUAGUUCUUGUUCAGCUAUUGUUUGCUGACUGACUAAAAGGACAUCUUUGAUUGGUUUACUACUAUUGUCUACUUUUUUCUGUGGAACCCUUUCCCCUUUCCCUUUCCCCCACUUGCUGUGCCCUCUGCUAAUCCCACGUCGCUCGUUGCGUACUAGUGUUGUGCUGAGGUUUUUCGUGCCCCCCACCCCCAUUAUCCUUAUCCUUUAUCACUAUCAUUAGGAGAUUUGUUGCCAAUGAUUUUGAGUGUUUCCUUCCUGACAACGACCACACCGCAACACAAAAUGAAUCUGACUCACUCUUACUUCACAGGAGUUUGGUGGCACUUUAAUUGGGGAGAACAGGCUUGUGGUAAUGACUGGAGCGGAGUCAGUGGAAUGGUCUCAAAAACCAUGUGUUUGAUGCCAUUCCAUUUGCGCCAUUCCAACCAUUAUUAUGAGCCGUUCUCCCCUCAGCAGCCUCCACCGUCUUACUUACAUCUCUCUUUCUCGCUCCAUCUCCGCUCGUUAUUUAUAUCUAGUCAUCAAUCAAUUAUAUCUGUCUUUUCUAUCUGAACCUUGACCUCUCUCCUGUGAUAGUUGCGCCCUGUAGCCAGUAGUACUAUUUCCACAGUCCUUUACUGCGUUGUUUCCAGUCAGCGAAGUGUGGCGUUACCGUGUGACCUUUGAACAAGUGGCUGAGUCAGAACAGGAGAUGUGACAUUACAGUUAGAACACACACGCACGCACACACGCACGCACGCGCGCACGCACGCACGCACGCACGCACGCACACACACACACACACACACACACACACACACACACACACACACCCAUAUACAUACAUACAAAAACCUCUGUCCCCUGAAGCUACAGUAUUACCAUGACACAGCAAAACUCAGUCUGUCACCCAAAGGGACCUGGCUGUAUUGGCCUUCCAGUUACAAGACAUGCUAAAAUGGCACAACCCACAGUUCCUCACCACCCACGAUACUGCUUAAGCAUCCCUUUAUUAAAUAUAUACUCUGUGGGAUAAAAAGACAAUGGAAUGGGAAUGGUGUAGAGGGAACGGUUGAAAUAGAAGGAGAGAGAGCUAGACAUAUCAAACAGAGGGGUGAGAAGGGAAUUACUAAAUGAAAAGGGGAAUAAGACACAGUGUGAGAAAAAAAGAAGGAGAUCAAAUAGAGGGGUGAGGGAGCGACCGACAGAGAGAGAGGAGGGGGUGGAUGGAGAUCAAAUGGAGGGGCGAGGGAGAAGGGUAAAUGAGAGGGAGCAGAUAUCAUUAAUCAGACUGAGGCCAUUAGGGAGCAUAUUGGGCACUUUGUCUGAUCAGCCUGCCAGCUGAUCACCAGCCAAGUUACUGCUACGACAGAGCCCCAGACGUUAACUCCUCAGUGUUUGUGUGGACGUGUUUAACUAUUCUUGUGGGGACCAGAAGUCCCCACAAGAAUAGUAAACGGAACAUAUUUGACCAACUGGGUAGAUUUUGUUAGUCCCCACGAGGUCAAAUGCUAUUUCUACGGGGUUUAGGGUUAAGGUUGGAAUUAGUGUUAAGGUUAGAAUUACGUCAAGGCUUAGGAGCUAGGAUUCGUUUUAUGGUUAGGAGCUAGAGUUAGGUUAAGGGUUAGGGUUAAGGUUAGGUUUUUGUGUUAAGGUUAGGGUUAAGGUUAGGGUAAGGGUAAGACUAUUCGAGCUCCCAGUCAGACAGAUAGACAACCUAUGUAAAUGUGAUAAGGGUUAUCAUGUUCCCAUUGGUAGUAAGUGAAUGUAGCAGGCAGAAGGAUGGAAAAGAGAGGGAAGAGAGUGUGGUGAAGUUGCAAGGGGACCCUUGGGGCCAACAGCAGAAAGAAAGAAAGAAAGAAAGAAAGAAAGAAAGAAAGAAAGAAAGAAAGAAAGAAAGAAAGAAAGAAAGAAAGAAAGAAAGAAAGAAAGAAAGAAAGAAAGAAAGAAAGAGGUUCAGCCACCUUCCGGAGACAGGAGUGACAUGACAAGAGAGUAAAAUCUGUUUUUCAUCUCUUCCUUUAGGAAAGUAAAGCUUGUUUUAGCCUUUACCCCCAUGGUCACAAUAUAGUCCCCUACUCCCCUGAGCAUUUUAACUCUACGCCUGUGUUUUCGCAAUCAGCUGUAACCGGUAGAACCUGUCUAAUCCAUCGAUGUACACAUACACACAUUAUGUCUCUCUCUCCUCUUUUAUGUUCUAUUUCAUCCAUAUCUCAUGUAAGAAAAUGUCCAUCCCCACUCUCCCCUCUCUGUUUCUCCGUCUCCCCUCUCUCCCCUUCUCCCCAUCUUCUGUAAUCCACCCAUGUCUAGCUGAAUGUCUAGGUUUUCUGCUAGGGUGACGCAGGCUCUUUUCUUCUGGCUCUAGCAGAGAAACUGUUGAUGUAAAAUACAGUUUGCUGCUAUCGACCGAUCCCUCAACCUGGAUUUUCUUUCUUAAUAGCUCAAAAACAUGUCGUGAAUGACGACAACAAAAAAUAUGUUUGUCUGUACAGUAUUAUAAAAAAGAAAAAAACACAGUAAGAUAAGUUUUGCUAAUUCGUGGGGAUGAAAUUGUGCAAUUCUGAAUAUUUUUAAAAUUUGGUGUAUCAACUGUUUUUUUUUUCUCUUCAUUUUUUGGUUUUGGAUUUUCUUAGAUGUACUGAAAGCUUUAAAGAUAUGUGUAGAUUUAUUGUACAGUGUGUAUGACUUUUAGAGCAUGUCCAACUGUUUUCAUGCUAUGCCAAAAGACAAAAGAUAACUCAAGCACACAGACUUUACACAUCUUUACACAAGUCAAAAGAAGAAAAAAACUAAUCUAGAACCGGUACUUCUCCUCAUUUACCGGACUGGGCACCAAUGGAAGUGUGGCCAGCUAUACUUUUUGGGGAGGAGCAAGUGGGAAGAGGAGGGGCUUAGUAAAGCACAUGAGGACAUAUCCACUUUGAUCAACUGCAGAAAUUAAUCUUUACUGAAGUGAUAACAAUGGCACAUCUGGUGGCUCUGCUUUCUCAUUUCGACAUUGUGUUGUGGGACACCUUUGAUCUAUUCAGACAUUUUGGCUCUACCGGACAUACUGGUUCUAUGGGAAGCACCAGCUCUGGAGGACAUGUUUGAUCUGCCCUGGCUGCCAAUGGACAAACAGGCAUUACAGUGAGCAUUGCUCCUCAGACACUGGAUGGGCUGUGUGUUUUGGAUGGGCUGGUGCUUGGAUCCUUCUUCCACUACAGGGCAGUCUAUUGACUGCAGUAUCGGCAGAGCCUCGGCUCUAUGCAGGCAACCAUCCACAAAAACCUGCUCAGACUCAGUCAGAGUCAGUAAUGCUCACUGUAAUGUCAGCUCAGCUCUCCGGGAGUCCCGUGGUGGUAACACUGUGUCAGGACUCCGACCACAUCUACAGUCUGCCUCUUGUACCGCUACCCAGCGCUGCAGCUAAACAUCAAAGAACCAACUGUACGCACAGCAACCACACGUUAUCAACACUAAUCAUGUUACCAUGGAAACAGAAUUACAUGGGAGAUUUCGAUGUUGAAAUUUUGUGUCGGGUUAGAAUUAGUAGUGAUUUAGACGUACAUUAUGAUUUCAAAUGUGGUUGGUGCCGAAUUGAAGUGGUGAAACUUAAAAAGCUGAAGUUUAAUGAGGUACAGGAAUGAGUCAGACUGAUGUCGUGAUGUGACUGGCUGACUUAGAUUACAUGGAUUCCUCUUUCUGUGUGUCUGACUGCGUUUAGACAGGCAGCUAAAUUUGCAUAUUUUUUUCCACUAAAUGGCCUUUUGACCAAUCACAUGAGAUCUUUUCACAUCAGCUUUUUUUCAGAGCUGAUCCAAUUGGCCAAAGGACCAAUUAGUGAAAAACUAUCAGAAUUGGUCUGCCUAUCUAUACGCAGACUCUGUAUGUGUGAGCGUGUGCACUUCAGUGUGUGUGAGAGAGAGAGAGAGAGAGAGAGAGAGAGAGAGAGAGAGAGAGAGAGAGAGAGAGAAAGGGGGACGAAUUCAUCAAAGUUAAUGUGAUGCUUAUGUAUAACUUGCCUCCCUACUAUUUGUGUUGAUAACAGAGUGAUAUUAAUAAAUCAACGAUUAAUUAAUGUGAUAACCAA